UUCUCCCACUGUGCAGCAAUGCUCGCCAAUCGGAAAUUGCUACUUGGGCGCGCUCGGCUGUCAGUGUCAAAAGGCCAUCUUGUUUUCUCGUUCUUUUUUCUGGUAGACACCGACGUGUAGAAAACGUGUUGAGCGUUUCGUGUGUCGAAAAUUUCCCAAUUUAAUUCGAAAUGGGGUUCGUUAAGGUAGUGAAGAACAAGCAGUACUUCAAGCGUUAUCAGGUCAGGUUCCGUCGCCGUCGCGAGGGCAAGACCGACUACUAUGCCCGCAAGCGCCUGAUUUUCCAGGACAAAAACAAAUACAACACGCCGAAGUUCCGGCUGAUCGUUCGCCUGAGCAACCGCGACAUCACCUGCCAGAUCGCGUACGCCCGCAUCGAGGGCGAUCGCAUCGUGUGCGCGGCCUACUCGCACGAGCUGCCACGUUACGGCGUGAAGGUUGGUCUGACCAACUAUGCCGCCGCCUACUGCACCGGUCUGCUCGUUGCUCGCCGCAUCCUGCAGAAGCUGCGCCUGGACACGCUGUACGCCGGCUGUACCGAUGUGACCGGCGAGGAGUACCUGGUCGAGCCGGUCGAUGAAGGACCGGCCGCCUUCCGGUGCUACCUGGAUGUGGGUCUGGCCCGCACCACCACCGGUGCCCGUGUGUUCGGCGCCAUGAAGGGUGCCGUCGAUGGCGGACUGAACAUUCCGCACUCGGUCAAGCGUUUCCCGGGCUACAGCGCCGAGAACAAGAGCUUCAACGCGGAAAUGCACCGUGACCACAUCUUCGGCCUGCACGUCGCCAACUACAUGCGCACGCUGGAGGAGGAGGACGAGGAGGCGUUCAAGCGCCAGUUCAGCAAGUACAUCUCGCUGGGCAUCAAGGCUGAUGAUAUCGAAAACAUCUACAAGAACGCCCACGCCUCCAUCCGCAAGGAUCCCUCCUUCACGAAGAAACCCGAGAAGAAGGUCACCAAGAAGCGGUGGACGAUGGCCAAGUUGCCGCUCGCCGCCCGCAAGGAGAAGAUCGCGAAGCACAAGGCCGACUUCCUGGCCAAGAUCCAGGCCGACGUCGAAGCCUAAGCGGGCUGCCCCGUCGCCGUCGACCGUUCUUCUUCUCUUCGUGGUGGUGUAUCAUCCUUGUUCUGCCCUGUUCUUCGCCUGUGCGAAGGAUGAGGCGUGCAAAAGAAAAAAAAAACAUUCGUUUAUUUUUUGCUUCUACUAUUCGCUGAAGAUAAACAUUAUGUUUGGACGCGGUGUGAGUGUGUUUUUGGCGCGAUCGGUGUCGUUUAACUGUUAGAGGUGGUAGUAGUGUGCGAGUGUGUGGUGUGCCGCAAUGGGAAGAUUCCUAUUCGCGCAUCCCCCCAUGAGUUCAGUUCUGUUUAUCUCUCUCUAUCUUUCCGUCUCCGGAUGUUCUGCAGCCCGUCCCCUCUCCGGUGGGCGUGUGUUGUGAAGUGAUGGAGCGCGACCAGCCCCCAGGUCGAUUGUGUGAGACAAACGAUUUGAGAUGUUGUGAAUAAAUGUAAUGUUUCUAUUCAGUCGAAUUGGAAUCAAACAAUAAA
Molecule: messenger RNA, 1543 nt
Organism: Anopheles gambiae (African malaria mosquito)
Lineage: Eukaryota; Metazoa; Arthropoda; Insecta; Diptera; Culicidae
Gene: RpL5
Product: large ribosomal subunit protein uL18
Exons: 3
Coding region: 171-1064 (297 amino acids)
Biological process (GO): ribosomal large subunit assembly; translation
Cellular component (GO): cytosolic large ribosomal subunit; ribosome
Molecular function (GO): structural constituent of ribosome; 5S rRNA binding
Source: RefSeq, a predicted model, not a curated record